AUGGCGAAACCCAGCAGUGGCCCGGAAGGGGCUCCUUCCUGGUGGUGUCCCGCCCUGAAGCAAGAUGCUGGCUGGGACUUGGCGCUUUCUACUCCUCCGGGUCAGAGCUCCUCCUCGCCACCCCGGGCUCAGCAGCGCUCUACCCCGCGCCCCUUCCAACCUCGGCCCCGUUACCUACAGCCUUCGGGGGAAGGAGCGCGCGCUCACACCUUUCCGCCGCCUCGGGCUCCGUCCAACCAGAGAGAGGAGAGGCAGUCCCCACUCGGGUCGGGGCGUACAGGAAGCGAGGCGCGCGGCCUCUCGGCCAGCGCUCGACCACGUGGGACGGAGCGCAGCCGAUCAGCUGGCAUUGUCCGGGGCACAAGCGCCGCCCCCUUCCCCGCCCACCGGCGGAGGGAAGGAAAAGCGGGCGAGAGAGGCCGCUGGGGCCCCCCGCAGCUGUAUGUGGAUGAAAUGUUGACCUCAGGCAAAGAAGUUACGCAGCAAGCCCUCCUGCAGGAAGGCAAGGCCAAGUAUGCCCCCCGCUUGAAGGGCUUUGUGGAACUAAGCAAAACUGGGGUGUCAGGGGAACAAAUGCUAAAGAGAAAACAUCCAUGCUCUGAUUGUGGGAAGACAUUUUGCCGCCGUUCUGACCUUGUUCGGCACCAGAAACUCCACACGGGAGACAGACCCUUUACCUGUUCCAAAUGUGGGAAAAGUUUUGUUCAGAGCACCCACCUCAUUGCACAUCAGAAAAGCCAUACAAAAGAGAAGCCCUACAUCUGUCCUCACUGUGGGAGAAGCUUCAACCAGAUAUUAAAUUUCAGUAGGCACCAGAGAACCCACUCGAAGGAGCCGCCCUUCAAAUGUAGUGACUGUGGGAAGACUUUCAGCCGCAGCUCCAAUCUUAUAAUGCACCAAAGGGCACAUACUGGAGAACGGCCUUAUAAAUGCUUAGACUGCGGAAACAGUUUCAGCAGGAGUUCAACUCUUAUUACACACCAGAGAACCCACACAGGCGAGAAACCCUAUAAAUGCCAGGAUUGCUGGAAAAGUUUUGGCAGGCGUUCAACUCUUAUUAUGCAUCAGAGAAUUCACACAGGGGAAAAGCCUUAUAAAUGCCCUGACUGCCCCGAAAGUUUCAGUGUUAAAUCGGGUCUUCUAAGUCAUCAGAGAAUCCACAUGACUGAGAAACCCUAUCAGUGCCUAGAGUGUGGCAAAAACUUCUGUCGAAGUGCAGAUCUCAUUAUUCACCAGAGAAUUCAUACAGGAGAAAAACCAUAUAAAUGCAGUGAAUGUGGGAAGAAAUUCAAUACAAACUCACACUUGGUUACGCAUCAGAGAAUCCACACAGGAGAAAAACCUUACAAAUGUCCUGAGUGUGGGAAAAGCUUCUCAUACAGCUCGGUGCUUGUUGGUCACCAGAGAGUCCACACAGGGGAAAAACCUUAUGUCUGUGCUGAAUGUGGGAAAACCUUCCGUAACAAUUCACACCUUAUUACACAUCAGAGAGUCCACACAGGGGAGAAGCCUUAUGAAUGCCAUGAGUGUGGAAGAAGUUUCAGUGUGAGUUCAAACCUUAUUAAGCAUCGGAAACUCCAUAAAAGAGAUGCGUAAUUUACAAGUUCUGAAUGAAAACUGCAGCCACUGAUGAUCAUCC
This is a messenger RNA of Euleptes europaea (tarantolino), 1639 nucleotides long. RefSeq names its product zinc finger protein 436-like. Gene Ontology annotation, cellular component: nucleus. Gene Ontology annotation, molecular function: RNA polymerase II cis-regulatory region sequence-specific DNA binding; DNA-binding transcription factor activity, RNA polymerase II-specific. Bases 1 to 1596 code for a protein of 531 amino acids. The transcript has 2 exons. The record is from RefSeq and is a predicted model, not a curated record. NCBI's taxonomy places the organism in Eukaryota, Metazoa, Chordata, Lepidosauria, Squamata, Sphaerodactylidae. Gene Ontology annotation, biological process: regulation of transcription by RNA polymerase II.